AUGGAUUUCCUUCUCGGAGACUUCUGCUUGUCCUGCGACAGACAAACCAACGGCACAGCCUUCUGUUCUUCGGCAUGCCGUCUUACACAACUCGACCACUUCACUCUGGGCUCUGAAUCCACCCCAUCGUCGUUCAGUGACACCCGGUCCUAUUCUUCGGUCACACAGCGCCCUUCCCUGUCCGUGUCCCCAGGCUUCUACCUGCCCCCAGCGUACGACUUCUCUAUCCACCGGACACCCUCAUCGAAUUCUCUCUCCAUGUCUUUGACCUCAAGGCCUCACAGUCCAAAAUUGUCUGAACAGGCCCAGAAUGAUCUCAAAGACUAUGUGGGCUCCUUUGACCAAACCCGAACUUUACGACGAAGAGUCUCGAUGCAAAGCAGCGAGGACACCAAGACCUCAUCCAAAGCUUGA
Molecule: messenger RNA, 414 nt
Organism: Exophiala aquamarina CBS 119918
Lineage: Eukaryota; Fungi; Ascomycota; Eurotiomycetes; Chaetothyriales; Herpotrichiellaceae
Exons: 1
Coding region: 1-414 (137 amino acids)
Source: RefSeq, a predicted model, not a curated record